Molecule: messenger RNA, 479 nt
Organism: Branchiostoma floridae (Florida lancelet)
Lineage: Eukaryota; Metazoa; Chordata; Leptocardii; Amphioxiformes; Branchiostomatidae
Product: histone H2B-like
Exons: 1
Coding region: 34-396 (120 amino acids)
Biological process (GO): nucleosome assembly
Cellular component (GO): nucleosome
Molecular function (GO): structural constituent of chromatin; protein heterodimerization activity; DNA binding
Source: RefSeq, a predicted model, not a curated record
UUCUUUGCUGUCUCAUACGCCAAGAACGUCGUCAUGCCGCCAAGUGGAAAAGCUGCUAAAAAAGCUGGCAAAGCCAGGCCCGCCGGAGACAAGAAGCGCGGAAGGAGGAGAAAGAGAAGGGAAACCUUCGGUGUCUACAUCUACAAGGUGCUGAAGCAGGUGCACCCCGACACCGGUGUCUCCAGCAAGGCCAUGGGCAUCAUGAACUCCUUCGUCAACGACAUUUUCGAGCGCAUCGCCGCCGAGGCUUCUCGUCUGGCUCACUACAACAAGCGCUCCACCAUCAGCAGCCGCGAGAUCCAGACCGCCGUGCGACUCCUGCUACCGGGCGAGCUGGCAAAGCACGCCGUCAGCGAGGGCACCAAGGCUGUCACCAAGUACACCAGCUCCAAGUAGACCUACUGCACAAGCUAUAACCCCGGCCUUUUUCAAGGCCACCCACAUCCUCACAAAAGAGCUAUACCAGUCACGCUUUCCAU